CAAAAUUUAUCCAUGGAAAUGGAAAGUAGCAAUAUGAUCCAUCCACUAGAGUAGUAGAGGAGAGCAUUGUACCUUUCAGUUUUUACUCGGAUCCAUGGCUAGCGGCGCUGAAGACGGGUCACUAUCUCUCACCAUCAAGACCUCAAGCGGAAAAGAUUUGCAGUCUCAUUCUCCAUCUCCAUACAACUCUCCCUCUCUUGUGUCCCCACCAUCCUCAGCAUUUGUUUCCGCUUUGCAGUCACCUUACAUUUCGCCAAGAGCCACCACCCCUGAACCCCAAGAAGCCCCAACUCCGUCGCUCACUCUUCGAUCGUCACCUCCGCUUUCGGUUUCAUACAGAAGAGGUUCCCAGUCAGACGACAUUCCCAGCAGUUCAUACACUCCCCCGUCUGACCAAUAUGAAUUCUCUGAUGACCCUGCUGCGGAUCCUAAGUUCAAGUUUGUAACUUGUGUUCCAGUCUCAGAUGCUGCUGCUGCUGCUCCACGCAUCUCUUUCUCAUUUCCAGUGCCUCGGAUUUCCUUUGCCAAAACUCCUGUUUCUCCCGCUUCCAAUGCCAAACUCAGGAGCUGUGAUGUUUUUGUCGGCUUCCAUGGUCAAAAUCCCAACUUGGUUCGCUUCUGCAAGUGGCUUAAAUCGGAGCUGGAGCUUCAGGGGAUUGCUUGCUUUAUUGCAGAUAGAGCCAAGUACUCGGAUAGUCAGAGCCACGAGAUUGCCGACAGAGUUAUCUGCUCAGUCACAUAUGGGGUUGUCGUCGUCACUAAUUCUAGCUUUUCCAACCAUCUCAGCCUGGAGGAGAUGAGAUUCUUUGCUCAAAAGAAAAACCUGAUUCCUCUCUUCUUUGACAUAGGGCCUGCUGAGAUCAACUGCAAUUCAAUUGAUAAGGAACGCAGAGAGGCGAUUGAUGCAUUGAUCAAGUGCAAUGAAUUGAAGCUGGAAGCCAAUGACGGUAAUUGGAAAAGCUGUGUGGCUAAAGCUGCAGGGGUUUUACGCGCAAAGCUUGGGCGUAAGAGUAGUGUGGCUAAGCCUCAGCCUCAACCUCUGGCUCAGAAAGAUGUUAGUGAAGUAUUUGAGGAGCUGCCUUUCCCUAGGAGCAGGUUUUUUGUGGGAAGGGACAAGGAGAUUGCUGAGAUUGAGACUGCCUUUUUUGGAUGUGGUGGCGAUAGUCUUGAGCAGGAUCACUCCAUAUCCAUUAAAGGGGAAGCAAGCGGUCAGUCUGAAGGACUUGCGGAUGAAGAAAGUGAUACCAUUUCUACAAGAGGAGGGAGAUUUAUUAAUUUGGAGUUGGGGAAGAGUAAGCUUGAGCCUAAUAGUCUGGAGUCGUGGGUGGGAAGGAAUUCAUUGAAGAGGUCCAAGUGUAAGAAAUCAAAGAGUGGGAAUUAUAGGAGCUUAGGAGGCGGCACUAGUGUGAUUUGCAUAAAUGGGCUUCCUGGCAUUGGAAAGACAGAGCUAGCUCUUGAAUUUGCCUACAGGUAUGCUCAGAGAUAUAAGAUGGUUUUGUGGGCUGGGGGAGAGGCUCCAUACUUUCGGCAAAACAUUUUGAAUCUUUCACUCAACUUGGGGCUUGAUGUUAGUGCUGAUGAGGAGAAGGAAAGAGGACGGAUUCGAAGCUUUGAAGAGCAAGAAUUUGAAGCAUUCAAGAGAGUCAAGAAAGAGCUGUUUAGGGACAUGCCUUACCUUUUGAUUAUUGAUAACCUUGAGACAGAAAGAGAAUGGUGGGAAGGAAAAGAUCUACAUGACUUGAUUCCUAGGAACACUGGAGGCUCCCAUGUGAUUAUCACCACCAGGCUAUCAAAGGUAAUGAAUUUUGACACAAUGCACCUUCCUCCAUUGCCAUUUUCUGAUGCAAUGAUUUUACUGAGAGGAAGAAGGAAAAAAGAAUAUCCAGCUGAGGAGUUGGACUACUUGAGAAAAUUCGAUGAGAAAUUGGCAAGAUUGAGUUUUGGUCUGUGUCUUGUGGGGUCACUGCUUUCCGAACUUGCCAUUUCUCCAUCUGCACUCUUUCAAGCUGUGAACCAGGUCUCACUUGAAGACAGCUCUCCUUCACCAUACUUGAGCAUCAGCAACGAACAAUACUGCAAAAACAAUCCUUUCCUGAUGAAAGUACUCUCCUUUUGCUUUGUUGUCUUACAGCAAAUUAAUGGGAGAAGAAACAUUCUUGCAUCGAGAAUGCUUCUUGUGGGUGCUUGGUUUGCCCCAGCACCUAUUCCCGUCAAUUUGCUGGCUACCGCAGCAAAAUGUAUGCCUGCUGCUGAGAACAGAUUGGAAAGGUGGACUAAAUGCUUGACUCUUGCCUUUGGUUGUUGUGGAGGAUGUGGCCUAACCCCUCAAGGCGAGGAAGAUUGCGCUCUCCUCCUGGUAAAGUUUGGAUUAGCCAGAAAAGCUAGCAGACAGCCCGGGUGUUGGAUUCAAUUCCACCCAAUUAGUCAAAUAUUUGCAAAGAGGAAAGAAUGCGUCUCAGCUGCCAAAUCAACAGUUCAAGGCAUAAGGAAAAUGGGUAAUCCUUUGGUAAACUCAGAUCAUCUGUGGGCAUCUGCAUUUCUUGUAUUUGGAUUCAAGUCAGAGCCUCCCAUAGUCCAGCUAAAAGCAAUAGACAUGGUUUUAUAUAUUAGGAAGACAGCCCUCCCAUUAGCUAUGAAGGCAUUCACAAGCUUCUCAAGGUGCAACUCUGCAUUGGAGCUUCUAAAAGUGUGCACAAACGUUCUUGAGGAAGUGGAGAAGUCAUUUGUGUCCCAGAUACAAGACUGGUGCCAGGGAUCACUCUGUUGGAAGAAGAGGGUCCAGGGCAGCCAAAGGGUGGAUGAAUACGUAUGGCAGGAUGUGACACUUUUGAAGGCUACCCUGCUGGAGACGAGAGCAAAGCUGUUGCUGAGAGGUGGGCAUUUUGAUAGCGGUGAAGAGCUGUGCAGGACUUGUAUUAGUAUCCGGACAGUGAUGUUGGGGCACAACCAUGCGCAUACCCUUGCUGCACAAGAAACACUGGCAAAGUUAGUGAGGAUGAGGAGUAAGAUCUGAGAUUAGUGAGAUGCUUGGAUGCUGUCAGUUUUGUUCAGAUAAAUAUGUAAGCAUGUUAGCUUUAGAAAUGUAACAUAACUACGGAGAGUGUUAGUUUUUUGUUUAAAUUGGUGUUUCAUGCAUCUAACCAACAACUACGUAUAAAUUGUAGCAUAAAUCUUCUCAUUUCAU
Molecule: messenger RNA, 3184 nt
Organism: Rubroshorea leprosula
Lineage: Eukaryota; Viridiplantae; Streptophyta; Magnoliopsida; Malvales; Dipterocarpaceae
Source: the annotation of a GenBank genome assembly